This is a messenger RNA of Fusarium pseudograminearum CS3096, 1242 nucleotides long. RefSeq lists its product as uncharacterized. Bases 1 to 1242 code for a protein of 413 amino acids. The record is from RefSeq and is a predicted model, not a curated record. Gene Ontology annotation, biological process: biosynthetic process. Lineage: Eukaryota; Fungi; Ascomycota; Sordariomycetes; Hypocreales; Nectriaceae. The transcript is spliced from 4 exons. Gene Ontology annotation, molecular function: pyridoxal phosphate binding.
AUGUCUAAAUUGGAAGAGCAGUUGGCAUCUUGUCUACUAAAGCGCUCUGACAGAUCCCAACUUCGGAAACUCACGACAAUUCCCUCUUCAAACGUCGACUUUUCCUCCAACGCAUAUCUUUCUCUAUCAUCAAUUCCAUCUCUCAUCUCGGAUUAUCACGCUCUUCUUCAAAACCGUCCAUCGUUAGGGUCUGGCGGCUCUCGCUUGUUAGAUGGAAACUCCAGCUUUGCGCAAGAUUUAGAGCAAGACAUUGCAGCUUUUCACAAUGCUCCGUCUGGAUUACUUUUCAAUUCUGGCUUUGACGCUAAUGUGGGCAUCGUGAGCUGUUUGCCUCAAGUUGGAGAUGUUAUUGUUUACGAUGAGCUUGUUCAUGCCAGUGCUCACGAUGGCAUGAGAUUGAGCCGAGCUGCGAGAAAGAUCCCGUUCAAGCAUAAUUGUGUGUAUGGCGAGGGUGGUCUUGACCAUGUUCUUGCUGGUCUUGAAGAGGAAACUUCGGUGUUUAUUCUUGUCGAGGCAGUUUAUAGCAUGGAUGGAGAUGUUGCACCUCUGCGAGAUAUCGUGUCAUGCGUUAGAUCUAGGCUCACAGAGAACGGCUACGUUAUUGUUGAUGAAGCCCAUUCCACGGGUAUAUACGGUCAACAAGGACGAGGUUUAGUUUGCGAAUUGGGAUUGGAAAAGGACAUUUUCGCAAGGCUACAUACGUUUGGGAAAGCAAUGAGUUCUUUUGGAGAGUAUCUGAUCAACUACGCAAGAACACUAAUAUACACUACUGCACUGCCCUUUUCGUGUCUUGCAAGUAUCAGUGUAUCGUAUCAAUACUUGCAAGGCGGUUUGAUCGAUGCGAGAAUCACGCAUUUAUGGGAUCUUGUGGCCCAUGCACACAAGCUUCUGCUCUCAUUAACCUCGACAACUACAACUGUUCGCGUCAACGACGAACCAAAGUCACCCAUCAUUCCGUUGUUCACAUCUCAACCACGAAGUUUAGCACAGUUCUGUCAGGAGAGAGGGUACACAAUAAGGCCUAUUGUUGCACCAACUGUACCAAGAGGGAGUGAGAGGGUGAGGAUCUGUUUGCAUGCUGGAAAUACUGUGGCAGAAGUAGAAGGGCUACUUGAGACUAUAAGAGAAUGGGUUAGAUUUCAGGAAGGGGCUGUUGCCAGACUAAACAAGAUGGACAAACUUGGGCUUGCAUGUCCUGACACUGGCAGUGGAGUAUCCGCGGCAGCAAGUGAUGGGCUAUAA